GCUCAGUCUGUUAGCGCAGCUCCUGAAAAGUGGUCCUCGCUAUGCGUCGCUAUUAGACCCGCCAGAGUUCCACUUGGUUUGCAGAACAAACGUCUGCAGGACAUUUUCGCGAGUUUUCCUAUUGCAAAACGGGUGUAAGACUGUGUUCGGUGUGCGGGAAACGCGUGUUCAAGUGGUGAUCUGCUGUGGUAAUGCUUCUUGGAGCCAUCAUGCCCGAGGAAAGUGCCGCUGCGCUGCUCGUGCCGACGGCGAAAAGUCGCGCCACCGAUUUUUCCAUAGCCGCCAUCAUGGCGAGAGACUCCAGUUCGCCGGAACCCUGUGCGCGCAGCCCGGCGACGCCGGAACGUCUCGCAUCCGAUGGACGCUACUCGCGAUUGAGUUCUCCAAGUCUGGACGCUCCCGAAGACGAUGACAUCGAAGUGGACGUCGAGGAGUGCUCCGACGGGGAACAUUCCUCCGUACGACAGGGAAAACACAAGUCGCGACAAGCAUCGCCGCCGAUGUCCGAUUGUGGGUCCGACGCAGCGGACAUCGACCGCGAGAGCCCCGACCUUGUUCCUGUGACAAAAUCCACCAAAAACAAAAUCUUCUGCAAUUGUGACGAGCUCCUGAGCGUCGAGUGCCAUUUGGAAACGAAAGAUCUCUGGGAUAAGUUCCAUGAUCUCGGCACCGAGAUGAUCAUCACAAAGACUGGCAGGAGAAUGUUUCCAACACUCAGGGUAUCCUUCACCGGAAUCCGACCGGACCAGCGAUAUGCCGUGCUGUUAGAUAUUGUUCCUGUUGAUAACAAACGUUACCGAUACGCUUAUCACCGUUCCUCGUGGCUGGUGGCGGGUAAAGCUGACCCACCAGCACCGAGUCGACUCUACGCACAUCCAGACUCACCCUACUCAGGAGAGCAGUUACGAAAACAGGUCGUCUCCUUCGAGAAAGUCAAACUUACCAACAACGAAAUGGACAAGAAUGGCCAGAUUGUGUUAAAUUCCAUGCACCGCUACCAGCCAAGAAUACACAUCGUAAAGUACCGCGACCAUAGUGGUCCCAUCACGGACCUGGAACAGGAGCAGUAUCGGACGUACAUCUUCCCCGAGACAGUCUUCACUGCCGUGACAGCCUAUCAGAACCAGUUGAUCACCAAGCUCAAGAUUGACUCGAAUCCUUUCGCCAAAGGGUUUCGCGACUCUUCGCGUCUGACAGACUUUGACAGAGAACCAAUGGACAGCCUGUUCAUGGAUCAACACUUUCUACGUUCCUCACUGCGUCUCUAUUCCGGUGACCCGCUGGAUGCAGAGAACAACAACGCCGGUUCGCUCUUCUCCGCCGCCAUGAUGGAGAAAGCUCGCGCACAUAUUCAGAUGUGGGGGCGGGCGACGGGCGGCGCAAGUCCGUACAGUCCCGGUGAAUUGCACGCGCUGCUGCUGAGCGGCGGCGGUGGCACACCGAGCGCUCAACAAGUGUACCUCGGGCAACGGGCAGCUGCGGCAGCCGCCGCCGGUAUGCCCUUGGGUAUGUGGAGUCAAGGUGCUACUUCACCCUGGCAUCAAUCGCAUCAAAUGCACGGCGGUGGUCUUCCUCCGGGUCUACUCGGCCCACCGGCACCACAUCGUCCGCAAAUGACGCCGCCGCCGCCGCCACUCUCAUCGACGCCAAGUUCCUCCGGCUCACCGAGCCCCACUUCCAUUAGCACCUCUUCCGCCGACCUGCGACUACCCAAGGCGAUGCCGGCCUUCCCGUCAAUGCAUCGGUUUAGCCCCUACGCCCCACGCCCCGCCAACCAGCCGUCAGUCAGCCCCAUCGCGCGCUCUUCCCAAUGACUCUAGAUUACUACUGAUGUUUAGGUAAAUUCUACAAAGCGGAGUGCGGCUACAGGCCAAAAAGUAACCAAAGAGUACGUCUUCAUCGUAUAGAGACGCAAAACUUUAUUUUUAUGAUUUUAUCCGUUGAUAAUUUUGCGAGUUUUUUUUUAAGAACUAAAAAUACUAAACUAAAGCAUACUAAUUCGAGAUAAAAACUAUAAAAUGUGAAACUAUAAACAUAAGCGAACAGAAUCUUGUAAAUAGUGGGAGUAAAUAUAUACCUAUAGAUGAUAUAGAUAUAAAACUAUCAAUAUAAUUUAUUUGAUUUCUAUAUAAACAACAAAAGAACGGCGAUGAUGCAAAAAAAAAACGAAAUGUGAACUAUAGAACGGUAGAAAACUAAAACUUAUUCCAAGCAAGUAUGUACGAGUAAACUGAAUUAUUGAGUAUGUAAAUGUGGUAGUAUAUACGAGUAUAUUUUGUACGAAAGUAUUAGACUAGAAAAUUUCUUGCAAAUUCAGGACAUGAUGCAGUAUUAAAACCCCUAAAAGAAAAUAUCCAAACAAAACCAAACCAAAUUGUGCAUAACAAAAAGAAAAAAGUAAAAUAAAAAUAGUUGGAUGUUUUUGGUAUAAAAAAAAUUACAUAAAUUUAACGUGUGCACAGGUACUUUUUCUGGUUUAAAUUAUUCGAAAAUGUGAAAACACGCUCUAGAGACGAGAUUGAAGAAUGCAAUACAUUUUUUUAUUAUUAUUACUAUUAUUAUUAUUAUGUUGAGAUAUCCAAAUUUGUUGUUAUGUAAAUACUAAACGAAUAAGUGGACUAUAAAAUAUACAUGAGUAUAAAAGA
Messenger RNA from Dalotia coriaria, 2645 nucleotides. RefSeq names its product T-box transcription factor TBX20-like. Lineage: Eukaryota; Metazoa; Arthropoda; Insecta; Coleoptera; Staphylinidae. The record is from RefSeq and is a predicted model, not a curated record. Bases 192 to 1814 code for a protein of 540 amino acids. Gene Ontology annotation, biological process: heart development; regulation of transcription by RNA polymerase II; positive regulation of DNA-templated transcription. Gene Ontology annotation, cellular component: nucleus. Gene Ontology annotation, molecular function: RNA polymerase II cis-regulatory region sequence-specific DNA binding; DNA-binding transcription factor activity, RNA polymerase II-specific. The transcript is spliced from 5 exons.